GACGAAAAAGAUGAAAGCGUAUCAGAUGAUGAAGACAAAUUAUGUGAAACAGAAAAUAAUAGUUAUCGACGAUUAGACGAACUGGAUCUGUAUUUAGCAUUGAAAAUUGAUAAAGACCGUCUGCCAAUAAAUCCACUUGAAUUUUGGCAUGAAAAUCGAAGAACGUAUCCAAUUCUAUCAAAAGUAGCCCGAAAAAUACAUUCCAUACCCGCUACAACGGCCGAAAGGCAAUUUAGCUCUGCUGGGCUUGUCGUAAAGAAGCGGCGAUCAAGUAUAAAUCCAGAGCAAGUUGAUAAUGUUUUAUUAAUUCAAUUAGGUAACCUAAUUACUCGUGAGGACGAAUUUUCUGAUCGUUUACCAACAUCAACAAUAUCAACAUUUAAAGGUUUUAUAUGUUUACAUUAUGCUGUUUUAUUAGAUAAUUUAUCAAUUAUACAAGUUUUAAUUGAACAUCAUGCUGACCCACUACUCGCAAAUGAAGAAGGACAUUUGCCGGCCGUAUAUGCAGGAUCAUCAUCCAAAGAAUGUAAAGAUUUGAUAUUAGAAUAUGAAAAAAGGCAUAAACAUGAAGUAUCAAAAUUGAUUGGAUCACCACCUGACUAUGUCGGAUACGGAGAUGGUGGACAAUUAACUGAUUCAUUAGCAAAAUGUCCAACAGCUGUCGUACUGUUUGAUGAAAUUGAUAAGGCACAUCCAGAGAUUUUGACAAUUAUGUUACAAUUAUUUGAUGAAGGCCGUCUAACAGAUGGUAAAAGUAAAACAGUUGAUGGUAAACAAGCAGUCUAUGUACUAACAUCAAAUUUAGCAUCGGAUGAAAUUGCAGAAUAUCACAAAACGUCAGACAAGCAGAAGAAAUAA
Molecule: messenger RNA, 858 nt
Organism: Didymodactylos carnosus
Lineage: Eukaryota; Metazoa; Rotifera; Eurotatoria; Philodinida; Philodinidae
Source: the annotation of a GenBank genome assembly